This is a messenger RNA of Bombus pascuorum, 387 nucleotides long. RefSeq lists its product as uncharacterized. The transcript has 2 exons. The record is from RefSeq and is a predicted model, not a curated record. Lineage: Eukaryota; Metazoa; Arthropoda; Insecta; Hymenoptera; Apidae. The annotation marks the transcript as partial.
GUUCUAUUAUUAGUACCUUUGGAUGUGGAAAGAGAUCUAAAGCUAAUGACGUCGAUUCUGGGUAUAGAGCACUACACCUUAAUCAUGCUGGGAGCAAUUACAGAAUAUCCAAUGUUACAUACACCCUGGCUCUUAAUGCAAUUGUGCGUGAUCAUCGUGGAGGUCACUGUAUUCUGCGUGAAAGUAUUUUUGGAUGGACUUCACAUAAAACGCGACGAAAUUUUAUUAUCCGUCCUGACCGUACAUAAUUGGCUUCAAGUGUUUUGUUUGUUCCAUAGACAAGCUCGGCAGUCUCGUUAAAUCUUCAGUUCUAAAAGAAAUUUGAUAACAGAAAAUAUUUAUGCAAUUUGAAUUAUUAAAAUUAUUGUAAAACUUUGUACACAAUGC